UCUCAUUCUCCACAACGCUGUGCAGUCCAGUCCUGUUUGGCUGUGUCACUGUGUGUGGCGCCGUGUAUGUGUAGCUAGGGCUAGUGGUGUAGCUAGCGCCUUGUACAAGCUAGGACUAGUGCUUCUCCAGUCCUCCUCUUCUCCCUCUACCUAGCUUGCUUCUGCUAUAAAGGGCGCCGGCGGAGGCAGGGUAUUCGAUAGGGAGGGAGGCGAGAUGACUCGAUCAAGGCCGACGACCACCAUGGGGGGAUCUGUGCCAGACCACCACCACCAGCAGCACGACGGGGAGGUGGACGGCGGGCAGCUGCAGCACGGCGGCGAGCACGUGGAGACGGUGAUGCCCGGGUUCCGUUUCCACCCGACGGAGGAGGAGCUGAUCGAGUUCUACCUCCGUCGCAAGGUGGACGGCAAGCGCUUCAACAUCGACCUCAUCGCCUCCGUCGACCUCUACCGCUACGACCCAUGGGAUCUCCCCGCACUGGCGUCGAUCGGGGACAAGGAGUGGUUCUUCUACGUGCCUCGGGACCGCAAGUACCGGAACGGCGACCGGCCGAACAGGGUGACGCCGUCGGGGUACUGGAAGGCCACGGGGGCGGACAGGAUGGUGAAAGUCGUGGAGGGAAACCGCUCCAUCGGCCUCAAGAAGACGCUCGUCUUCUACGUCGGCAAGGCACCCAAGGGCCUCCGCAGCAGCUGGAUCAUGAACGAGUACCGCCUGCCACACGGUGAAACCGAACGGUACCAAAAGGAAAUUUCGCUCUGCCGGGUCUAUAAACGCCCAGGGAUUGACGACAACUUCCACCUCACCGGCACAACAACAAGGUCGUCUGGCUCCAGGGCGGCGGCAACCAGGCACAGUACAGCAGCGCACCGGACGUCAGUGGCAACUCACCGCCAGCAGCCGCCAGUGUUUGUCGAGGGCGGCGGUCACCACUCAUCAUCUGCUCUCAAGGCGUACAACGCGCACACGACCCAAGGAACAAAUGCAGCCAGUGCCAUGACAUCACUGUCGGCGGCAGGGGCGACGCCGCCGGCGAUGUUCCGGUCGGCGGCCUCUGUAGCCUCGCUGAGCUCCACGACCUCGACAGAGGAGGAUGGCACGUCGCUCUACCACCACCACCUCAAAGGACACAACAACCCAGCAGUAAUGCAACUGCAUUCUUCCACGCACGCCACGCUGCUCAACACCAAUUCCUCGGCAAUGGCGACCAUCCCGAUCGACGAGCUGAGUCGGGCGAUUGGGUCCUACAGCCAAGCUUCAAACCCUAACCAGCCCACGGCGCCACUGCAAGGCCCAUUGCUUAACUUCCCUAGCUUGGAGAAGAUCUGGGACUGGAACCCUCUCCUGGAAUCUCCAAAGGUUUGCACAAGCUUCAAGUAACUUCUUAGUUGCAUGAAUGGAUCGGAUCAAUGCACUUAUCAUAUAUAUGCCUCCCAUUAUUUGUAUACUUAUGUAUACGUAGACAAUUAUCCGGGCUAGGACAAGGCUAUAUAUGUAAUGGAAUAGGUAACAAAUUAAGGCGGUUCUAGUCCCAUGCAAUUAAUUGGUGUAACACUGUCUGCAUUUCAAUUCCGAAUAAAGUUUAAUCAAAAUUAUAGAUA
Molecule: messenger RNA, 1602 nt
Organism: Triticum urartu
Lineage: Eukaryota; Viridiplantae; Streptophyta; Magnoliopsida; Poales; Poaceae
Biological process (GO): regulation of DNA-templated transcription
Molecular function (GO): DNA binding
Source: RefSeq, a predicted model, not a curated record